UGCCACUGUGGAUGAAGUCGUAAUGUGUAGGCUAUAGCAGGUGCACCCUUGGAGAUGUACAGAAGCCUUAGCAAAGCCACUAUAGCAGUGAUUAUAAUGUUGAAGGUGUAUGAAAGCAGUUUCUGAACUGUCGUGUGGAAAGGGAGCCACUAAUUAUCAGGGUUCGUAAAAAGUACUAAUGUUUAACGUUUUUGAAAGCAUUUUAUGUGUCGACGUUAAGACCGCCACUGUCAAUUGUAAACGGCAGUUCAGUGUAUGUUUUGAGUGAUGUUGAAAGGCGGAUUUAAAAUUGUACUGGUAUCCGAAUUCACCCCUUGCAGUAGAUAUUCCAGAAACAAGGAUGCGGUUGGCGAUCGGGGCUUGAUCGGAACGUUCGCAAGGCACGGAUCCUAAGGGGAAAAGUGAUGCAACACGCUUUAUGCUGCCCCCACCCCCCAAAAAGGAGUCCCACACGCAGAGUGUGAUUUUCAGCCCAUCUGUUGUCUAAAACGUCGACAAUAGGCGUUACCUUCCCACCCCUUCCCAGCUGGCUCUGUUGAGCAAGCUCGCGCUGUGUGGUGGACACAAAUUCUGCAGUCCGCAGUUUUAUUCAGGGGAUUUCGUGCGCGUGGCCUGACGCUGUGAGAUAACGCCCGCCCCGCACCAUCGCCCCUUUCUUAAAGGCAGCGAGUUAAUGGCGGUGGAGCAUGAAUAAUGUUAGACCUGUUUCUCCGUGAUCCCGGGCCGUGCUCGCCUUCCUCACCGCUACAGACGGCCAUCCUGUUUGUUUUGUUGUUAUACAAAAUUUCUGUCAUAAUGGCGGCGUCGACUUGACAUUAAAAGUCGUUUGAUUUAGGACACGCUCCUCAGCUAAUCGAAUACAGAACUCUCAGGUCUGGUAAAGCUGGGAGUGCACUGUGUCACCUGCCAGAAAGUUGCUAUAAAGAUUGUCAACAGGGAGAAGCUCAGUGAGUCCGUCUUAAUGAAGGUGGAACGAGAGAUAGCCAUUCUGAAGCUGAUAGAGCACCCUCAUGUUUUAAAGUUGCACGAUGUCUAUGAAAAUAAAAAAUAUUUGUAUUUGGUUCUAGAACACGUGUCCGGUGGGGAGCUCUUCGACUACCUCGUAAAAAAGGGGCGGUUAACACCAAAGGAGGCUCGGAAGUUCUUUCGACAGAUAAUUUCAGCGUUGGAUUUCUGCCACAGUCACUCAAUAUGUCACAGAGACCUGAAGCCAGAGAAUCUGUUGUUAGAUGAGAAGAACAACAUCAGAAUAGCAGACUUCGGCAUGGCCUCUCUGCAGGUGGGAGACAGUCUACUGGAGACCAGCUGUGGAUCCCCACACUACGCCUGUCCAGAAGUCAUCCGAGGAGAGAAGUAUGACGGGCGGAAGGCAGAUGUGUGGAGUUGUGGAGUCAUCCUCUUUGCACUUUUAGUGGGGGCGCUGCCGUUCGAUGACGAUAACUUGCGAAACUUGCUGGAAAAGGUGAAGCUGGGGGUGUUCCACAUGCCGCACUUCAUCCCGCCCGAUUGCCAGAACCUUCUCCAGGGGAUGAUAGAGGUGGACGCCACUAAGCGACUUGCGUUAGAACAGAUCCAGAAACACAUGUGGUACAUAGGGGGCAAGAAUGAGCCGGAGCCAGAGCAGCCUUUCCCACGGAAGGUGGCGAUCCGCACCCUGCCCUCAGGCGAGGACAUCGACCCCGAUGUGCUGGAGAGCAUGCACUCGCUGGGCUGCUUCCGAGACAAGAACAAACUGAUGAAGGACCUGCUGUCGGAAGAUGACAAUCAGGAGAAGAUGAUCUACUUCCUCCUGCUGGACCGCAAAGAGAGGUAUCCCAGCCAUGAGGACCAGAAUCUCCCACCUCGAAAUGAAAUAGACCCCCCCAGGAAGCGAGUGGACUCUCCCAUGCUGACCAGGCACGGGAAGCGGAGGCCGGAGAGGAAGUCCAUGGAGGUUCUGAGCGUGACGGACGGGGGUUCUCCGGUUCUGGCGAGACGGGCCAUCGACAUGGCACAGCAUGGCCAGCGGUCUCGGUCCAUCAGCGGUGCCUCCUCUGGCCUCUCCACCAGCCCCCUCAGCAGCCCUCGGCCGGUCAGGCGGUUCUUCAUCCCCCCCCAGUCCCCUGACCUUUCAUGGUCCCCCAACUCCAGCCCCACACACUCCCCGGAACCCCGCCCCAAUAGGACUGGAGCGGUCACACCCACCCCCAACUCCUUUCAGCCAAAGACAGGGACCCUCCAAGCCAAUCCAAAGACACAGACACUCCCGGCAAAGCCCAAAGUCGCUGAGAAACCCCUCCAGUCCACCCGAUCCAACCCCCUGCCCAACACAGUUGCCAACCCUUCCCCUGCCAAGCUCCAGUCUUCCCCAGCUCACCAAAUGCAGAAGAACCCCCCUUCAGUGCCCAACAGCCCCCAGGUGCGCCGGCCGCCCCUGGCAGUGCCUCCCCAGCUCUCCUCCCCCUUCUCCCAGGUGGUUCCCCUUUCCCCCAUCCGGCUGAGCCGCUUCCACCCGGUAGCUGGCAGUGACCACAACACCAAAUCUAUCCCCAUCAUACAGGUGACUCCCCACCCCUCCCCUAGGGGGAGCCCUCUCCCCACCCCCAAAGGAACGCCGGUGCACACGCCCAAGGAAAGCCCUGCAGGCACGCCCAGCCCCACGCCGCCGCCCAGCCCCUCCAUCGGGGGCAUGCCCUGGAGGACACGUCUUAACUCCAUCAAGAACAGCUUUCUGGGGUCUCCGCGUUUCCACCGCAGGAAACUGCAAGUUCCCACACAAGAGGAGAUGUCCAGCCUCACCCCAGAGUCUUCCCCUGAACUUGCCAAAAAAUCCUGGUUUGGUAAUUUUAUCAACUUGGAGAAAGAGGAACAAAUCUUUGUGGUGAUCAAGGACAAGCCAUUGAGUUCAAUCAAAGCAGAUAUUGUGCACGCCUUUCUCUCAAUCCCCAGCCUCAGCCACAGUGUGAUCUCACAGACAAGUUUCCGGGCGGAGUACAAGUCCACUGCUGGGCCCACGGUGUUCCAGAAACCCGUCAAAUUCCAGGUGGACAUCACCUACACCGAGAGCACCGCCGCCCAGAAGGAGAAUGGAAUCUACUCUGUCACCUUCACGCUGCUUUCAGGCCCCAGCCGGCGCUUUAAGAGGGUGGUGGAGACGAUUCAGGCACAGUUGUUAAGCACACAUGAGCAGCCAGGUGUCCAGCAGCUUUCCGGCAGCCCGUUGAGUAACUUCUUUGACGUAAUUAAACAACUUUUUUCAGACGAGAAGCAUGGACAGGCAUUAUCCAGAAAACUUAUUAAGCCCCGCCUCCUGCUCCUUGUCCCCACCCACGCACUGCAAGAUGGACAUUUGUUGAUGGAGGGCACUUUUCGAGGCAGGUGGGUUGCCAAGGAAACUGACACCAGGAUGUCAUCCAGGAUGCAUAGCCCCUAAUCCCAACGCCUCCAAGAGUAUUACCUGAGCAAGAGCUCUGCCCCUACACACAGCCCUGCCCCCCACCUGCUCCCUGUUCCCCCUGCCUUCAUCUGCUGCAGCGGCCACCUGGAGGAACUGAAGAAAAGCCUUAAAAUGACAUCAUGCCAGUGUCCAUCAGGUGUGCAACACACACACACACACACACACACACACAUACACACAUACACACAUGCACACACACACACACACACACACACAUGCAUACAUACACACACACAUGCACACACACACACACAUAUACA
Molecule: messenger RNA, 3696 nt
Organism: Anguilla anguilla (European eel)
Lineage: Eukaryota; Metazoa; Chordata; Actinopteri; Anguilliformes; Anguillidae
Product: serine/threonine-protein kinase BRSK2
Exons: 20
Coding region: 962-3412 (816 amino acids)
Biological process (GO): intracellular signal transduction; microtubule cytoskeleton organization; protein phosphorylation
Cellular component (GO): cytoplasm
Molecular function (GO): ATP binding; protein serine/threonine kinase activity; tau-protein kinase activity
Source: RefSeq, a predicted model, not a curated record